Molecule: messenger RNA, 9783 nt
Organism: Pelobates fuscus (common spadefoot toad)
Lineage: Eukaryota; Metazoa; Chordata; Amphibia; Anura; Pelobatidae
Gene: ATRX
Product: ATRX chromatin remodeler
Exons: 35
Coding region: 334-7137 (2267 amino acids)
Cellular component (GO): nucleus
Molecular function (GO): ATP-dependent chromatin remodeler activity; ATP binding; ATP hydrolysis activity
Source: RefSeq, a predicted model, not a curated record
CGCGCCAAUUCAACACGUCCCACCCUUUCCUCCUCCCCGACAAGAUGGCGGCCAUUGCUUUGUUUGUGGUUCUCCGCCGUGCAAAGGGUCUGUGAUCCGGGGUCGGAGAGGGCGGGCCUGGCAGUCUGUAGAGCAGCAGAGCGAGGGUCCCGGGAGACGAACACCGCGCAGCACAUCCCCCGGAGGAAGAUCUCACCGAGCCGGGUUACAGGCCUCACUGCCGCCCGGGUUACAGGCCUCCCAGCGCACUCUUAGCUCCUCCCUCAGGCUCUCGGGUGCAUGGCCGGGCGCCGGUGAGAAAGGCCGAGCGGCGGGUCGGAGCCUGUGAGAGAGAUGACAGCGGAGCCCAGGAGUGAAAGCAAGUUGAAUACAUUAAUGCAAAAGCUUCAUGAGUUUCUAGCUCACUCCUCAGAAGAGGACACAACUUCUCCUUCAAGACAAUCUGUGAGCAAAAGUGCAGUUAAAUCAAAAUCCCUUCAUAGACUACAACCAAUGGACAAUAUGGAAGAGGGAAAUAGUUCUGAAAAAUCAAAAGUUGUGGGAUCAUCUCGCUCAAAGAGAAAACCUAGCAUUGUAACAAAAUAUGUUGAAUCUGAUGAAGAACCGGCACAAGAAGAAAUUGCAAAUGCUGAAGCAUCCAAUGAAAACUCUGAUCAUGAAGUUGAUAUGGAAAGUUUACCCUUAGGUACUGUUGUGGUACAGCCAGAGCCUGUUUUAAAUGAAGACAAAGAUGACUUCAAGGGACCAGAGUUUCGGAAUCGCACUAAAGUGAAACCAGAUGUACCUAUAGCUAAAAAACGUACAGAGGAAGGACUUCAUGGGAUUGUCAGCUGCACAGCAUGUGGGCAACAAGUGAAUCAUUUCCAGAAAGAUUCCAUUUACAGGCACCCUGCCCUAAAAGUACUGAUUUGCAAGACCUGCUAUAAAUAUUACAUGAGUGAUGACAUCAAUCGUGAUGCUGAUGGGAUGGAUGAACAGUGCAGAUGGUGUGCUGAAGGCGGGAACUUAAUCUGUUGUGACUACUGCCACAAUGCCUUUUGCAAGAAAUGCAUCCUGCGAAAUCUUGGCAGAAAGGAACUGUCCAAUAUGAUGGAUGAAAAUAGCAAAUGGGAGUGCUAUAUUUGCAAACCUGAACCUUUAUUAGACUCUGUUGCUGCAUGCGAUAGUGUGUUUGAAAACUUAGAGCAGUUAUUACAACAAAAUAAGAAGAAAAUGAAAGUUGAUGACAAGAGCAAAACUUGCGAUCAGACGGAUUCGGAUAAACGGACCUGCAAUGGUCAGGACAAAAAGUUUGAUAGCAAAUAUUCUGGUUCUAUAACAUACGCUUAUAAAGCACUGAUGGUGCCAAAAGAAAUGUUGAAAAAAGCAAAAAAACUAAUUGAGACAACCACAAACUUGAAUAAAAGCUUUGUACGUUUUUUGAAGCAGGAAGCUGAAAAUUCUGAAAAUAGUAGAAAAGUGAAGUUAAGACAACUGAAAGCUUUCAAGUCUGUCUUGGGUGACCUCAAGGAGGCCCACUUGGCUUUAGAAGAAAGCUUGGCGACUGAGAUUCAUUCAGUGAAUAGGCAUAAGACGUCAAAGAAAAGCAAAGAUGCAAGCAGUGAGAAUAAACUAAAAGAGAAAAAGUUGAGUGAUGAAAAGCACAAAGAAAACAAGAAAACGUCUCCUACUGUGUGUGAAAAUGCAAAGGUUGCAAAUUCUGACCAUGCAAAGCACAGAGAAUCUACAGAAAAUGGUGUAGCUUGCAUGGAGGAGGAUUUAGAUCAGAAUAAGGAGAAUCCUGAAACAAUGGAUGAAAGUCCUAAAAGUACAUGUGAUGAAGUGACUGUAAAUGAAACUGGCGCUGCGGAUAUGCAAGCAGAAGAUUCUGAUAUGGAUGCAGAGAAUGAAGAACAAGAAGGCAAUAUAGAAGAAAGUGAGAUCCAUCAAGAAAAUACAGAUGCAGAGGAUGGGGGGAACGUCAGAGAUACAAAGGAUAAACCUCACAAAAAAAGAGAUAAGCAGAAGGACAGCUGUAAAUUGAAGAGAAUAUCCAAAGAAGACAAGGGAGAUACUGUAACAAAGGAACAGCAUUCUAGCCAUAAAUCAGAGAAAGAGACUGUGAAGAAGUCUUCUGAUGUAAAUAGUGAGACUCUUAAAUCCACAAAAUCACGUACUCCUCAGAAAAAGUCCAAGGGUUCUGAUGAUAAAUUUAAGCCCAAUUCCAAUAAAGCCCUUGACUUGGAUAUUGUGUCUGUUCCUUCUUCAGUGCCAGAAGACAUUUUUGAUAUUGUGGACUCCGCAUUGGAAUCGAAAACUAACCAGAAUGAUUCUGAAAAUGUUAGUUCAAAAGCAGGCCUUUCAAAAAACAAGAGUGAUGGAAUAGUGGCAACAACACCUGUUAAGAAGGAAUUGAUAGUAAAGCUAACACCAGUUUCCUUGUCAAAUUCCCCUGUGAAAACAGACCAAACAAACUCUGCAAAGUCCUCAAAGAAGGGAAGUGAUUCAGAAAACGAAAACAAAGGCAAUGUUUCUUCCAAUGAACAUGAUGAGCAGUCAUCUGGAAAUGAGGAAGAAGAAUCCACGCUUAGGAGGUCACCUCGUGUCAAGACCACUCCUAAGCGACGUCCAACUGAUAAAAAGCCCACCACAUCAAAUACAGAAGAAGAGAGUAAUGACACAGACAAAGAAAAACCAAAAUCAAAGCCAAAAAAAGAAAAAACUGUGAAAGCAAAAAGUAGUUCUUCAAAUGAAAGUCCAAAAUCAAAACUACCUAGUAUUAAAUCUGAAAUCAAAAGUGCCUCUGAUUCUGAUGACAUGCCGGAGGUCCUUAAAAAGGCAGCUUUAAUGAGUAACAGUUCUUCUGAACCUGAUAGCAGUACCGAGGCAAAGGCUGAUAAAAAUGCAGCGGCACUUAAAGAAAAAUCUGCAAAGAAGGACUGCAAAAGAAAAAGGAAGAGCUCAAGUUCUGGUUCAGACAUGACAAAAAGGACUACUAGAAAUUCCACUGCUGCAAAAAAGAAACGUGUUAACCAUUCAGACUCUUCAAAUUAUGACUCUGAGCUAGAGAAGGAUAUAAAAAGCUUAAGCAAAAUCGGGUCUGCUAAAAAAGGCAAAAAAAAGAGGGCAAAAGAGGAAGAAAGUGGUGUAUCAUCAGAAGAAAAAGAUGAUAAAAAGUCUAGAAAAGUCAAAAAAUCUCCUAGUCGGCAAAGCAAUGUGGCAAAGAAGAAAGCUUCAUCGUCUUCUGACAUGUCUGAAGAUGAGCAGGAGAACUUAAGCCAUGAUUCCGAAGAUGGAAGUGGGGAUGAGCAAAAGAUUGUGCCACUGGUUGAAAAUGAAAUUAUAUCGGCUGCUGGAUUUUGUCAGUCCUCAGGUGAUGAAGCAGUUACAAAAUCAGGGGCUGUUGCUGCAGAGGAUGAGGACGAUGAUGACGAUGAUCCUGAGAAUAGGAUUGCUAAGAAAAUGCUUCUUGAACAAAUUAAGGCCAACCUUUCCUCUGAUGAAGAAAAUGAUUCUUCUGAUGAUGAACCUGAAACAGACAAAAAGGCAGCAGUGAAAGCAUCUGCUAAAGCGGAAGAUAAUGAGGGUGAUGAGGAUGAGGAUGAAGAUGAAGAUGAGAAUGGAGAAAGCUCAAACUCAGAUAGUGACUCUGAAUCUUCAAAGAAGCCAAGAUACAGGCACCGUUUAUUGCGACACAAGAUUAGCUUUAGUGAUGGAGAGUCUGGAGAUGAAAAGGGGAAAAAAAAGGAAAAAUCUAAAAAUUCCAAAGAUGGUAAAAGAAGAAGUAGAAGAAAAGUGACCAGUGAAGAGUCUGCUUCUGAAGAAAGUCAGUCUGGUGUUAGUGAAUCAGUAACUGAAAGUGAUUCUGAUGACCAGCGCCCUCGAACAAGAUCUGCAAAGAAGGAAGCAGAAGAAAACCGUAGCUACAAGCAGAAACAGAAGAAGAAAAGAAGGCGGAUUAAGGUUCAGGAUUCCUCCAGUGAAAGCAAGAGCAAUUCAGAGGAUGGAGACAAGGAUGACGACGACGACGACUCAGAUUCAAAAUCUCCAGCCAAAGGCAGAAAGAAAAUUAGAAGGAUUCUCAAAGAUGAUAAGCUUCGGACAGAAACUCAGAAUGCCCUGAAAGAAGAAGAAGAGAGAAGAAAAAGAAUUGCAGAAAGAGAGCAGGAACGUCUGAAACUGAGAGAGAUGGUCGUCGUUGAAGAUGCUUCUCCUGUCAAGUGCCCAAUAACAACAAAACUAGUAUUAGAUGAAAAUGAAGAGACAAAGGAGCCUAUGGUUCAAGUUCACCGGAGCAUAGUUACAAAACUUAAACCUCACCAGGUUGACGGUGUCCAGUUCAUGUGGGAUUGCUGCUGUGAAUCUGUGAAGAAAACAAAAAAAGAACAUGGUUCUGGAUGUAUUUUGGCUCACUGCAUGGGUCUUGGGAAGACCUUACAGGUGGUCAGUUUUCUUCAUACUGUACUCCUGAAUGACAAGUUGGAGUUUAGCACAGCUAUCGUGGUGUGUCCCCUAAACACAGUCUUAAACUGGAUUAAUGAAUUUGAGAAAUGGCAAGAAUGCAUGGAGGAUGAAGAUAAGCUAGAGGUCAUUGAGCUUUGCACCAUAAAACGUCCUCAAGAAAGGGGGUACAUGUUGCAGAAGUGGCAUGAUGACGGAGGCGUUUUGAUUAUCGGGUAUGAAAUGUACCGGAACCUUACCCAGGGGAGGAAUGUAAAGAGUAAGAAGCUUAAAGAAAUUUAUCAGAAGACCCUAGUCGAUCCAGGUCCUGACUUUGUUGUGUGUGAUGAAGGGCACAUUCUGAAAAAUGAAGCAUCUGCUAUUUCCAAGGCCAUGAAUUCCAUAAGAACGAGAAGAAGGAUCAUACUUACAGGAACUCCCCUGCAAAACAACCUCAUAGAAUAUCACUGCAUGGUUAACUUUAUCAAGGAAAAUUUGCUUGGUUCGGUUAAAGAAUUCCGAAACCGCUUCAUAAAUCCUAUACAAAAUGGUCAGUGUGCAGACUCUACAAUGGUAGAUGUUCGAGUGAUGAAGAAGCGUGCUCACAUCCUCUAUGAGAUGCUCGCUGGAUGUGUGCAGAGGAGAGAUUACACCUCUCUCACAAAGUUUUUACCACCGAAGUAUGAGUAUGUUUUAUCGAUUAGAUUGACUCCGAUUCAGUGCAAGCUGUACCAGUAUUAUUUGGACCAUUUGACAGGUGUUGGUGCAAAUCCUGAAAGUGGAGUCCGAGGCAAAUCUGGAACAAAGCUUUUCCAAGACUUCCAGGUUUUAAGCAGAAUCUGGACCCAUCCAUGGUGUCUGCAGCUGGAUUAUAUUAGUAAAGAAAAUAAGGGCUAUUUUGACGAAGACAGCAUGGACGAAUUCCUCGCAUCUGAUUCUGAUGAGUCUUCAAUGAGUGUAACCUCUGAAGAAGAAGUGACCAAGAAAAAAGCAAAAGGGAAGGGCAAACAGGACAGCAGCUCUAAUGAUGAGGAAAGUGACGACGAUGUUGAAGUCAUUAAAGUAUGGAAUUCAAGGUCUCGCGGAGGAAAUGGAAAUGAUCCAAAACCAGAUGAUGCUUCAAACAGCGUUCCUGUUAAAGCUGAAGAGAGCAAAACUUUGGCCGCCUCGAAUCCAGGAAGUCCAGCUGCAGCUGCUGGCGCUGACUGGUAUAAAGAAUUUGUAACUGAAGCAGAUGCUCAGAUCUUGGAACACUCUGGGAAGAUAACAAUCUUAUUCGAUGUUCUCCGCAUGGCAGAGGUGUUGGGAGACAAAGUUUUAGUUUUCAGCCAGUCGUUAAUAUCUUUGGAUUUGAUAGAAGAUUUCCUGGAAUUGGCCAGUGCUCCCAGGGAAGAGGAUGAUGACAAACCCAAUUUUUAUAAAGGGGAAGGGAAAUGGUAUAGAAAUAUUGACUAUUACCGUUUAGAUGGUUCCACCUCAGCUCAGACAAGAAAGAAAUGGGCAGAGGAGUUCAAUGAUGCCACCAAUGUGCGAGGUCGUCUGUUCAUCAUUUCUACUAAGGCAGGAUCACUUGGCAUAAAUCUUGUGGCUGCAAAUCGUGUGAUCAUCUUUGAUGCCUCAUGGAACCCAUCAUAUGACAUCCAAAGUAUCUUCAGGGUUUAUCGAUUUGGGCAGAACAAGCCUGUCUUUGUGUACAGGUUUUUGGCACAGGGUACCAUGGAAGAAAAGAUCUAUGAUCGACAAAUUGCCAAGCAGUCAUUGUCAUUUAGAGUUGUUGAUCAGCAACAGAUAGAGCGGCACUUCACAAUGAAUGAAUUGACAGAACUUUACACCUUUGAGCCAGAUCUUUUGGACGACCAAAAUCCUGAAAAGAAGAAGAAGCGAGAGACACCAGUGCUGCCCAAGGAUACUGUGCUUGCUGAAAUGCUGCAAAACAGGAAGGAGCAGAUUGUGACAUACCAUGAACACGACUCUCUUCUGGACCAUAAAGAGGAAGAGGCUCUAUCAGAGGAGGACAGAAAGGCAGCUUGGGCUGAAUAUGAAGCAGAAAAGAAGGGCUUGACCAAUAAUUUAAACAUGGCAGCUGGCGCUGGAAUAAAUUAUGCACAGAUGAAUUUCAACUCACAAUCUCCUUACAUGCCCUUAAACUUGGGAGCAUUAUCUUCACUGACUAAUCAGCAGCUUGAGGAUCUCAUUAAUCAAGGCAGAGAAAAGGUUGUGGAAGCUACAAAUAAUAUAGCAUCGGCCCGCAUUCAUCCAUUGGAUGACAUCAUUGCAACAGUGUGGAAGGAAAAUCCAGCUUUCUCAGAGGCACAGGUUCAGUCUCUGGCACUAAGCAGACAGUCAAGCCAAGAGUUGGAAAUUAAAAGAAGAGAGGCAAUUUAUAAUGAUGUUUUGACCAAGCAGCAGAUGUUAAUCAGCUGUGUACAAAGGAUAUUGAUGAGCAGGCGCUUGCAGCAUCAAUUCAACCAACAGCAACAGCAACAGUUACAGCAGCAGCAGCAACAACAGCAACAACAACAAUUUGCUUUCCAGCAACAAGCUGCAAUGAGCCGCCUAAUGAUGCCGAAGGGCUCAAACAUGAUGCUGAACGCUUCUAACUAUCCGCAAAUGGACAUACGAGGAAUGUUCCAACCAGGGAUGCAGACGCACCCAUUGCAGCGCCCUCCACCCCCAAUGAGAAAAAGUGCAGGCGGUUCCCAAGCGAAAAAAAAUUGAUUUUGCACUAGACUAAUCUUACAUGGACUGUUUUAAUUAAAGCAUCGUUUUUCCAUUUUGUGUAGGAAUUGAUGGCUUAAUAUACCUUUGCUGUAAAAAAAAAAAAGAGAGAAACACAACAGUUUGGUUUUGUUCCCUUUAAAGGCCAAACUGUAUUCUGUAUAAGCUUUGCUGUGUAAUUAUUAGUUUUUGUUAGUUACUUUUCGGUUCGAGAAGAGUCCGCAGGGCUGCACGGAACUUCUUGCUUCAUUAGUGCAGAAGAGACAUGUUUUCAGUGAAAACACGCCUUCCGUAAUCAUACCAGCUACUCCAACUUACAUUAACCCCCUUUUACUUCAAAUUUACAAAGCCACCCUCGAAGAACACUUAUACAUGUCAGAAGAGAUGUUCUUCAGAGGCGGAGCAUAUCACCGAAGGCCACUACCUAGAUCACAAGGGCCUUGACAAUGCCUGUUUAGUGGCAGAUGUUGCAAGAGCAGCAAGAUUAGGUUUGUGGGUUGUUUUUUCUUUAUUUAUUUUUUGUGUGAGAACUUCUUAAUCACCUGAAUCUGUUUACCCACUCUGUUAAAUGCAUGCAGAUCACAAACUACUUGACUUCGCUGCUGCCAGGAUUGAAGCGCAUCACAGUGCAUAGUUACUCUAAGGAGCAUACAAAAAUAUUAAAUAAAAGCCACCAUAUUUGUCCGCUGAGUUCGUAUUGCUUUAGUCUGUGUAGCGUUAAUUACAGAACCAUUAGAUUUCAGAAUUUUUACAUUUUUAAACUUUCUCGAAGACAGCUGGUAAGCUCCUUUCUCGCCCUUGAGAUUCAUGUAAUAGUAUUCUUACGUCAGUCGGCUUUUUAAGGUUUCAUCUGCAUCCCUGUGCCUUUGUAAAUAGUUUAGUUUUUUUGCUUUUUUUUUCCUCACUUUUUUUUUCCAUAUUGUUAUAUUCAAAUAUUAGUUGUUUACAGGAAUAAGCUUUCCUGCAGCCGUAUUUGUCUACCCUUAUGUAGGGCAAAUUGUUAGAAUUUAUUUUCUUUGUAUUUUUUACGCAUUUCAACUUUUACGUCUAUUUGUUCUUUCAUUGAGAAAGAGUGUUCACUUGGGAUUGUGACAGCAAAUGUCUAGGAGGAAUUAUUUUUGUAUGAAGUUUUGAGUCUGUGUGCUAAUGGCAUUCAGACCUCUGCUACUAUUAAACUCUCCAAUGGGCUGCAAAUGUGCAUUCAUCAUUUACUCCAGUGUGUGUCCACUCACUAUAGAAGCAAACUUCCGGAUGGAAAACCUUUUUUUGUUGUUGUUUAAACCUUUUCUAUGCGUUUGAAUAGCAUGCUGAAACAUCCUGUAGGCUGCAGAUGAGGAAUAAUAGGUGAUCUUAACUUUAAGUGGCAGAAGGGGGACGCUAAUUUACACACUUUUCAAUAAGCUAUGUCCCGACUAAUUUACACUUAAUUGUGCUCACAAAUAAUAUCUCAAUAUCAUUAGGUGUAUCAUGCAGCUUAGGCAAGGUGAUACUAUGUUCAGCCCAAUCUAUUGUUUGGUAAAAUUUAGGCUGUUCAGGUUCCAUGAAAAAUACCUUAAUUAAUAUGUGACAAUUAAAGACCGCUUUUAUUCUUUAGAAUGGUGAUCUCGGUGGGUUUAUUCCCAACUGAUAUGCAAAAUGUAGGCCAGAAUAUUUUUGCACCAUCUCUAUUUUGGUGGUUUGCCAGGGGUACAUUAAUUUGGAAUAUGCAGAUAAGAUUAAUCUACAGUAAGGAAUUCGACACUAGCGGGUUGCAUAUGUCAAAGUAUUUUUCACUAUGCCUAAUAUUUAAAAUUAACACUGAAUGUCUUGAAAAUACUUUUACAGGUUGACCCUACAGGGUUAUGAAGCCAUCAUAGUCUUCAAUGCACUUGAAGUGGAAUCAUUCCCCUUCGAAUAUAGCUUUUCCUGCAAUUGUUCCUUUUGAGGUUUGAAAUAUUGAGCAAUACCAAAAAUUUCAUUUAUUUCAAUAAAUAAAUGAAACUUUCGAUCAUUCUACCAACUUUCAUACUACUCUAGAACUAGCACUCAUUUAACUAUUCAAAUGCACUUUUCUGUUAUCUUACCAAAAUUACCAACAUGACAGGUAAUCAUAUAUCAUAUAUAUGAUCACUCACGUAUAAAAUAUCACAAAAAAAGUGAAGAACAAAAUGUUUUCACCAUUCAAUUCCAAACUAGAUUGUAUAUGCCCAAAGUAAGAUGUAAUGCCCACCAUUCUCUGCUUGAGCAAACCAAUUACUGAAGUCACAAUAAAAACCCGGAACUUCCUUUUAGAGUGCUUUCCACCACAGAGUUAUUUAGAUGUCAUAGAUAUUGUGCUAUUUGUCUUUAUGGGACAGCUCACAUUCCUGUUUAAUAUAUUGUUCCCAUCCUUUUCAUGAGAGGCUGCAUCAGUGGUUGAGCACUGUGUAUUGAUUGCAUCUAACAUUGCAAAAUACUAGUUUUAGCUCUUUGGAAAUUCACAGUUGAUCAUGUGCAUGGUAUUUACUUGCGUUGCAGAUGCUUAGUAAGUUGUUUUUUUUGUUUGUUUUUGUUUUUUUGUGGGAGCUAUAGUGAGAGUAUUUACUUUUGCUACUAUGCCAUGACCAGGAAUGAGUCCUCAAAUUAUUAUUUUAGUGAAGGAAACUCCCCCAAAACUAUUUUAUUUAA